AUGAUCAAUAAAACAAUGGCUACUGGUGAAAUAGAAGUUGUUAUGAACAAGUUAGAAGUACUCAACACUGUAGACAAGCUUCCAUUUAAUCUGAGAGAUUACCAAAAACCUAAAGAACAGCUUAGAUUGCAGCACAGGUAUAUAGACUUAAGGUUUCCUGAAAUGCAGAACAAUUUGAGAGUCCGUUCACACAUGUUGCACAAUAUGAGAAGAUUUUUGAUUGAGAAUCAUGGGUUUGUUGAGGUUGAGACUCCUACAUUGUUUUGUAGGACUCCUGGUGGUGCAAGAGAGUUUGUUGUACCUACACAUCAUGAGGGAUUGUUCUAUUCUUUGGUCCAAAGUCCACAACAGUUCAAGCAAAUGCUCAUGUCGGGUGGCGUUGAUAGAUACUUCCAAGUGGCAAGAUGUUACAGAGAUGAAACUACUCGGCCGGAUAGACAGCCUGAGUUCACACAAUUGGAUAUUGAAUUAUCAUUCACCAACUUAGAUGGAGUCUUAACUAUGAUUGAACAUUUACUUUAUGAGACUUUUGUCAAACAAUUACCAAAGCCACCUUUCAGAAGAAUGACUUAUAAAGAUGCAUUAUCAAAUUAUGGAUCAGACAAACCAAACUUAACAUUUGACUUGAAGUUUGUAAAUAUCAAGAAUUUAUUCCCUGAAAAAUCGAAUGAGGAAGACUUUGGUGCAUAUGCACUUCCUUAUACAAAAGAAAUUGGGAAAUUAACAACAAAAUACAAAGAAAAAAUUAAAGAAUUUGCCAAAAAAUAUUCCUGUAAAGUGGUAUUAAAUGAAAAUAUUAAUAAGGAAUUGGGAAUAGAAAUUGGAGCAAGGAUUCAAAAUGUUGUAGGAGAUGAGGCAGCAAUAAUAGUUUUAGGUGAAGAUAAGAAUGCCUGCAUUUGUUUAGGAGAAAUAAGAUUAAUGAUGGCUUCAUUAUUAAAAUCAAAGGAUUUACUUCGAGUAAAAGAAAAUGUAGAACCGUUAUGGGUGGUAGACUUCCCCUUAUUUGUAAAAGGAGAAAAUGGCUUAGAGACAUGCCAUCAUCCCUUUACAUCACCACAUCCUGACGACAUGCAUUUAUUAGACUCAGAUCCAUUAAAAGUGAGAUCCUUAGCCUAUGACAUAGUUAUGAAUGGCAAUGAAAUCGGUGGUGGAUCUGUCCGAGUUCACAAUGCAGAGUUACAAGAAAAGUUACUGAAGAUUUUGGACAUUGAUUCUUUGAAGUUGUCACAUUUCUUGAAUGCGUUGAAGUGUGGGUGUCCUCCACAUGCUGGGAUUGCGUUAGGUAUUGAUAGACUGGUUACGUUGGCAUGUGAUGCAGAAUCUAUUAGGGAAGUGAUUGCGUUCCCUAAGUCCCAUGAUGGCAGGGACCCAUUGUCAGGUGCUCCUAACACUAUAAGUGAAGAUGACAAGAAGUAUUAUCACAUUUCUACUGUGAAACAUUAG
Messenger RNA from Spodoptera littoralis (African cotton leafworm), 1443 nucleotides. NCBI's taxonomy places the organism in Eukaryota, Metazoa, Arthropoda, Insecta, Lepidoptera, Noctuidae. The record is from the annotation of a GenBank genome assembly.